Molecule: messenger RNA, 441 nt
Organism: Penaeus vannamei (Pacific white shrimp)
Lineage: Eukaryota; Metazoa; Arthropoda; Malacostraca; Decapoda; Penaeidae
Source: RefSeq, a predicted model, not a curated record
AUGUUUUCUGUCACGCCGGUAAAGCUGCAUAGAAGCGUGAAAAUAGAAUCAGUGGAAUAUCCAGCAGUGACCAGGUUCUUAUACAUGAAUGGCCGCACACCGCAUGAAACCUUCCAUGAAAUGAAAGUAACUGACGGGGAGGAAGCCUCAUCAUACGACGCUGUUCAACAUCGGCAUCGCCAGUCCAGGUGUGGUCGGAGAUCUGUGCAAGCGCAUCCUACCCCAACGGCGAUCCAAGUCUACAUCCGUCAAGUGGAAACUGCAGUCUUGAAACAUCGACGUAUUAAUGUUUAUCAGCUUGCCCAAGAUGUCAAGAUUGUUGUUUCUGGGGACAAAAUCAUGCAUGACUAUCUUCAUAUCGAAAAGAUGUCUGCUCGAAGGGUUCCCAGGCUACUCACACCUUUCCAGAAGCAGGAAGUUCAUUGUUUCAAGGCUCUAUAG